ACAGUAACCAGUAUGGCUGCAUCCAAAGUCUCGCAGAAAUUAAGCACCAUUGCUGCCUCAUGGCCUGUGGAUCCUUUUCGCCCCAAUAUACAGCUCAAAAGCUUUCUGCAGUCUUUAGCAGCGCACCCGAAGCUGACUCCUGAAGCGGUACAAGCGGCUGAGGCUCUAGGGAACAAUGCUAUUCAGAAAAAGUAUCCACUUUCAAAAAAGACGCUGCAGCCAGCAUCGAUGUCUAAGCACUACGAGCGUCUUGUAGAAGGAUUCGAAAACAGUGCAAAGGGGAUUGGGCGACCAUGGUGGAAGGUCUUUUUUGGGCUGUGGAGGUAGUGCCGACGGUUCACCGUACAUGGUGCUCGUUAGCACUCGGUGGAGGUGAAAAAUACGUCACGCAGACCCUUUCUCCUUUACGAAGCAUGAAAUUUGGGCUGCUAUUUUUCUCCCUCGCAUCUAAGCAAUCGGUCCGAUGGGACGCCCUGCCUGUGCCACACAUCCGAUCGAUAUUUGUCUUCUCCUAGCCGUUUAUACCACUGUCCAUCGCCUGCCACGAAUCGCCCAAACAACUCACUCGUUUAUGGAAUGGCUCCAUGAAUAUUUGACCAACUUGACGCUCUUUAUGUUUCAUGUCACCUGUGAGAGUACUGUCAUAGCUAAAUUUAACGAACGUUU
This is a messenger RNA of Serpula lacrymans var. lacrymans S7.9, 666 nucleotides long. RefSeq lists its product as uncharacterized. The transcript is spliced from 2 exons. Bases 13 to 327 code for a protein of 104 amino acids. Gene Ontology annotation, biological process: mitochondrial respiratory chain complex III assembly. NCBI's taxonomy places the organism in Eukaryota, Fungi, Basidiomycota, Agaricomycetes, Boletales, Serpulaceae. The record is from RefSeq and is a predicted model, not a curated record.